Messenger RNA from Dromaius novaehollandiae (emu), 4096 nucleotides. It is a transcript of the gene HHAT, whose product is annotated as hedgehog acyltransferase. Gene Ontology annotation, biological process: protein palmitoylation. Gene Ontology annotation, cellular component: endoplasmic reticulum. The transcript is spliced from 13 exons. Lineage: Eukaryota; Metazoa; Chordata; Aves; Casuariiformes; Dromaiidae. Gene Ontology annotation, molecular function: palmitoyltransferase activity. The coding region runs from base 225 to 1661 and encodes 478 amino acids. The record is from RefSeq and is a predicted model, not a curated record.
CCGUCCCCCGUGCUCGCCCCUCCCCCACGCCGCCGCCGCGCGCCCGCUAACGGCCCCGCGCCUCCAACCGAGGCGGCCCCGCCGGCUGGGCAGCGCGAGGCGCGGCGCGUGGGGGGCUGCGCCCCGCCCUGGGCGCGGGGGGAGCGGCGGCGGGCAGCCCCUCGCGAGGGAUUAACUACGAAGUCACAAUCAGUGUGAUCAGUGGUGGAAAAGCUCUAAGACAGAUGAUGCUACCAGCAUGGGAAGUGUAUCUCUAUGUGUUUGUUGCAGUUGGCUCUCACUUUUAUUCCUUCUAUGAAGUGUACAAAGUUUCUAGAAAGUAUGAAGACGAAAUUGACAGAAAUUUUGGAUUGGAACAGGGCAUUCUGUUUUGGGGGCUUAAAAAGGAUGCCCUGGAUUUCGAGUGGAGUUACUGGAUAGAAUGGGGAAGGGAACAUAUACUGUGGCUUCUGAUUGGUCAUCUACUGGUAUCACAAAUGUCCCGACUCCUUAUGGAAAAGUAUAAACCUUGGUGUCUGAUGGUAUAUGGAAUGGUCGCCUGCUGGUUUCUGUUAGGAAUCAAGGGCUUGGCAGUGAUUUUGCUACAUGCAAUUACUUCGUUUGCGGUGGCUCAGUUUAAGAUACCCAUCCUGACAUGGAUGUGCUCUCUUAUCCUGUUAUCCACUUUACGCAUACCAGCUGUAGAAGAAGCAAAGAGAAAAUGGUAUGACACUGAAAAUGAGUAUUAUCUGCUUCUGUUCACCAUGUCUGUUCGUUGCCUCUUCUAUACUAGUUUCAGCUUAGAAUAUUGUUGGCAUGGAUCUACCCAGAAAUCAUCCCAUUCAUUCCUGUGGAUGCUGGCAUACAUGUUUUAUUACCCUAUGUUCCACAAUGGACCCCUUAUGAACUUCGAUGAGUUUAGUAAGCAGAUGAGGAGGCAAGAAGCCUUCAGUUUGAAGACGAAUCUUGGAAUUUUAAUCGUGGGCAUAAUUCGCAUUUUCUUCUGGUGGUGCUUGGCUGAGCUGAUGAUUCACCUCAUGUAUAUCCAUGCUAUCUACAGCAGUUCUCCACCUUUGGAAGCUGUGUCAUACUGGGCUUUAGGUGGCCUGGCUUUAGCUCAAGUACAAUUUUUUUAUGUGAAAUACCUGGUUCUGUAUGGUGUUCCUGGCCUCCUCCUUCAAAUGGAUGGACUGAAACCUCCAGCUCUUCCUUGCUGUGUAAGCAUGAUGCACAGUUUCACUAAAAUGUGGAGAUGUUUUGAUGUCGGGCUACAUCGCUUUCUGGUCAGGUACAUUUACAUCCCAAUGGGAGGAUCUCAGGCUAGCAUGCUUGGGAUGCUCUUUUCCACAGCACUCACUUUUGCUUUUGUGAGCUAUUGGCAUGGAGGCCAGAGCUACCUUUGGUACUGGGGGACUCUUAAUUGGCUCGGAGUAAUUGUGGAAAAUGGCGUCAAGAGGCUACUCUCUGUUCCACUUAUUCAGCACUUAACUGAUCGUUUCUUCUCACCAAGAAUUCAUCGUCGACUGCAUGCUGUCCUGGCAUCUGUUUGCACUUCAAUGUUGGUUUUAUCGAAUUUAAUAUUUCUUGGAGGAAAUAAAGUUGGAAAAAUCUACUGGAACAGGAUCUUUAUGGAAGAUGAUGAAAAUCUGAGUCGUCUCCUGAAACUUGGCAUUCAAGUCUAAAAUCAAAUUACAGAAGUCAGUCAACAAAUCAUAAGAUUUAGGCUGGCCAUGGGCAACACUCUCUGUUCUUGGAUUCCUGUACUGCUACUCUCACGUUGGAAUUGAAUGGGAGCGUACGUACGUGGUGAAUUGAGGAUGACACAGAGGUUUGGUGUGAUGAAUGAUGAUUUUUAAGACAGUUCACAGGUUAAUGGCUUCUCUACACUGGAUAUACUGCCCAUCUGCAGAAGAAUGUGCCAAACAAACCAAAUAUAUGAUCACUGUGUUAAAACUAUAAGCUUAUUUAAUUGAUUCUGGAUUGCAAAUUCAGCAAUUAAACCAGAAACAUUGAUGGGCUAUGGCAGGGGACAGGGAGAAAAUAUGAAGCAUUUUGAAUUAUGUUAUAUUUAUAAAAUAGUAACUAUGUUUAAUUGAGAAUAUGCAUCUCAGAAUAGGUUUUUCACGUACCUUGAAGACUGUUUUUUUCCUUCCAAUGUUUUGCUGCCUAUUUUGACACAUUAAAGAAAACUUUUCUUCUCCUACAUUGCACAAAUCAAUAAUCACAAACUCUUUCAGCUUCUGUCCAGGGACACACCAGGUUAUACCCUCCACUCAUUUUAUUCCAUGAAGGGCAGGAUGCUCAUCAUUCCUUUUUGAUUGCUUUCUGGUUUAAGCUAGAAUAUUUCUGCUGUUCUCACUGACUGCAAUUUUUCAGCCUUAAACCAUUUUUUUUCUACUUACUGUAGCAAAGUCUGCUUUUUCUUUUGAAUUUCUUCAUUUAAAAUUCCUCAUUUAAACAAUUUCCUUUGCUAGUUUCAGGAUUUUUUUCUUUUUUUUUGAGGGAGCAUGGAGGGCAGUCUUUUCUUAAGGACCAGCUUUUCGUAUUAAUCAAAUAUGACCUUACAGUUCCUUGGGCUUUUAGUGCUCUCUGACUUGUAUUAGCGCUAAAGCAUGUAACAUUACCUCUGUUAUGGGGGGUGAAUCCCAUCUUCAAGGGAAUUGUUCAGUCUGCAUCCUAUUCUUUUCUGCUACAAAAGGAGAUAUUCCAGGUCUGUCUGAAUGGUAAAUCUAUUUAGUUUGCUUCAUUCUCUGGUGUCCAGGCAAUCAGCUCCCGCAAUAUUAAAGAUGUAGUAGGAGUGGCAUUUUUUAAGAGCUUCAAAAAGAACAGAAACCUCCAUUACAGUAGCACCAAACUAGCCAGAGCUGCAUGCCCUUUGCCCACAACCAGACCUGUUACAACAGCAUCUCUGCCAAAACGCAGGGUUGCCCAGAGCUGGGAGAAAUUCUGCCUGUCUGAUUGCAAGCAUCAAAGCUGUGAGAGUGCUCUUGCACACGCCAUUUUCUGAAGGAAAAGGAGAGCCUGCUCGGGUCUGGCACAAGGAUCGUUCCCCCAAGCAUCGAGCAGAUGUUCCUUUUUGAACAGAUAUCAAAGAGCAGCCUGGGGAACCUUUAGUCACAUGGUCUAGACUUUCCAUUAGGCACAGCAAAAGGUCACCAGCCCUAGAGGAGGCUUCUGCUGGCAGCCUCUUCCUGAACCCAAAGCAGAGCAACUUCUGUCAAAACUUGUUCUGGUGCCUUUGCAGCCGUUUCAGCCUGUUGGGAGGAGCAGUUAGCGUUGUCCCAGCCAUCACUACUGCAGCUUCAGAAGAGUUCGAUUGAAAUAAACCCUUUAACAAGCAAUUCAGUCCCCAAGGUAGACUUCAGCUUAGUCCUUGCAUUUCUGAUGUCUCUGCUGAUCAAAACUAUGACACCUUCCUUUUUCUCUUCAUUUGUUUAUGAAGAAGUAAGGGCAGAAACUUCAGCUUUCUACCUCUGAAACACUGGUAGCUCCCUCCAGAGACUAAGCCCAUUGCUUGCUGCUGCAAGGCAGCCCCUCCAGUCCUUCACAUUUAGGGGAGGGCUCCCCCCAUGAGAGUGCAGUGAUUUCCCUGGGAAGCCAUUCCUAGGUUGAACAGUGGCCUGUUGAAAGUCAGACUUACCAGGCAUGUGACCUGGCCAGAGACAUGGCUCUCCUGAUUGAUUGACUUACAGGGAUCCUCUCAAUCGCAAAGUGUACUGCUCUCAGCCUGUGACUUUUCUACCAGCAUCUGACAUUGACCUUCCUUCUGGAGCAGAACUGAGCUAAGGGCAAGAAUUCCCUGAAACUUGACUCAAACUUUGUAAUUAAAUAGAAUUAGCAUUGGAGUAAAAAGUCAUGAGUCUGUUCUUCAGUCUUAUUGAUUACCAUUAUUAUAUGAAACAACUGGCUACAAAGUGAUUAGAUAGAUAUCAAUUUAUAUGCAUGCAAAACUUCCCACUCAAUGUGGAAAUGACCUUGAAGGUCAACUAGAUUAUGCUUCUUUCUAAUUGUUUUUUUUAUAUGUAUUUUUUUUCCAGUGCUUUACACAUCUUCCACAGUUUUGUAUCCUUUUCUGUUUCUAAAAAAAUAAAGCUCAAACUUAGUGUUGGCUUGAGAA